Messenger RNA from Entelurus aequoreus (snake pipefish), 1586 nucleotides. Its product is annotated as amino acid transporter heavy chain SLC3A2. The coding region runs from base 57 to 1514 and encodes 485 amino acids. The transcript has 9 exons. Gene Ontology annotation, biological process: amino acid transport. NCBI's taxonomy places the organism in Eukaryota, Metazoa, Chordata, Actinopteri, Syngnathiformes, Syngnathidae. The record is from RefSeq and is a predicted model, not a curated record.
CCUAAAGCAGUCCUCCUGGUCCCCGCUGUAGUUGCUCUCACCUGCAGCCCGCCACCAUGCCCUUGAACGCCGGAGACAACGGCUACGGAAGCGUGGCCUCCCCGGGCCUCUCGGCCAGCGAAGCCGGUUCGGAGACGGCCUCUCUGCUGGUCCCGGACCUCGCACCCGACCAGCCGUGGCGGCCUAUGAGCAAGGAGGACCUAGAGGUGAGCGCUGGGAGCCCCGGCUGGAGGAGGGUGCGCUGCUACCUGGUGCUGCUCUUCUGGCUGACUUGGUUGGCCAUGUUGGCUACCGCCGUCGCCAUCAUCGUCACCAGCCCGCGGCCCGUGCCUGUAAGGCUCAGCUGGUGGCAGAAAUCCUUAUUUUUUCAACUGCAGCCUGACCUAUCGACGGGGCAACAAUCUGAGGCUGUUUGUGAGCAACUUCCUUACUUCAAGUCUUUGGGCAUUAGCGGGCUCAUCCUGCGGGGCUUCUUUGGUCCCCGGUCUGUAUCCCCGGUAAACGUCACUGAGACCGGGGAGCGGUCUGGAACACUGCCCCAGAUCCAGCAUCUGCUCAGCGAGAGCGACAAAGCUGGCCUCAAAGUGCUGUUGGACGUGUGUGACGCGCAGAUUUUGGAUUCUCGGGAUGAAGUCACGCAGCAUGCCCUUCGAUUCUGGUUGGAGAAGGGAGUGGCUGGAAUUUUGAUAUGUGAUACAGAUGAAGCUUAUUCAGAAGAAACUCUGUUGGCAUGGAGAAGUAUCUUGAAGGAGUUCAGCCAAGAAGAAGAAGAAGAAAGGAUUGUUGUCGUGAAACAAACCGGAGACCUCCUCCUACCUCCGGGAGGCUCCGCCCAGCAGCAGCUGAACAUCACCUUGGUGGAUGUGGUCAUGAGGUCAGUGCUGCCGGCCUCGCCUCUCCCGCUGUCCGCCCGGGAAGUGGCGGUCGCCAUUGAGCGCCACCUGCAAACACCUGAACACACGUGGCUCGGCUGGCAGGUCGGAGGCAAAGCACCUCAUGACUUGAGGAACCUGCUGCUGGUGUUGAUGAUGACCCUGCCAGGGACGCCUGCAGUCCAGUACCAGGAACUGGACCCAGUACAGAGCGUUUCUCCUCAUGAUGGCUCAUUGCAAGGAGCAAAUAAGAGUGAAACAGCAUUCAAAGCCAAGCCGCGGCGUUCCACAGCGGCCCUCCUCUCCUCCCUCAGUCACAUCCGAGCCCGAGAGGAAGCGCUCCUCUUCGGAUCCUUCACCUUCCUCCCCUUCAACGCCUCCUCCUCCUCCUCAAACGCCACCCUGUCCCCCGCCCUGGCCUUCCUGCGCUCGUGGGGCUGCGUCCACUUCCUGGUUCUGAUCAACAUCGGACCCGAGCGUCACGCCCUGGAUCCCGCCUGGGCGCCCAGCCUGCCCGAGGCCGGCGUCUUCGUAUCCAGCACUGAGAAGGAGCGCCUGGGGGCCGUCACCCUGAAGACGCUGGUGCUGCAACCCCGUGAGGCCGUUGUUAUCAAACUGUUUGAGCCGGGAAAAUACUCAUAAACAAAUCAAAGAAUGGAAUAAAUAACACUUCUAUUAUUUUUAGUAACUGACAAUAAAGUGGUUAAAUCCUCA